CAGUGACUCACAAAAUUGGUUGCAUGGCAACGGAACGCCGUUUUAUAAAUCAAAAUAAAUUUGAGGAAGAAGUAGGCUUAGAUUUCGGCGAUAAAUCUUCACAAAACUCUCCAAAAACUUAAAUUUGAUUGAUAAAAUAGUUCAAAAUAUGGCGCUGCCUUUCCUACCUGGUAAUAAUUUCACCGACCCGACGAAAACACGAUUUCAUCGCUCCCAGAGCUUAGGAUGGAAAAAUGGCUACGCUCUUCCCGUUACUCCGAAAACGGCAAUCGGAGGAGAGCCAAUUGUUACUAGCAAGCUAACACGAGAAGAAUUGGAUGAAUUGGCAAACUUUAAACCCUCUUUAACGUACGGUCAAAAAGUUCGAGCGCCUCCAGGGGAAUUUAUACCUGCCCACGUGGGCUUUGACAAGAAAGUACUACUUUUUUUUGGAUAUUUCAAGCAGACAGUUCAUGAAUCUGCUACCGAGUAUUAUAGAGUUCGACCUGUGAGGGUAUAUUACUAUCUCGAAGAUGAUUCAAUUGCUGUUGUUGAACCUGUUGUCGAGAAUAGUGGCAUACCACAGGGAAAGUUGAUCAAACGACAGCGGCUUCCCAAAGACGAUCUAGGAAACUGCUGGAAUUGGAAAGAUUUUAAUCUAGGCAUUAACUUGACUUUCUAUGGAAAAGUAAUACGCAUUUGUAAUUGUGAUGAAUUUACGAAGGAAUUCAUGGCUAGCGAGGGCAUCUUGCUGAAUUCACCUGAAGAAAUUGUUAAAGAUCCUUACACAGAAAAUCGAAAGCAGCCUCCCAGGACGUACAAUACACCUUCAGAUUUUGAUAAAUUAAAUCAAUUCCUUGUGAUGGACCGUAAAGUUCUUCGAUUUUUCUGCGUUUGGGAUGAUCGAGAUUCUAUGUUUGGAGAAAUGCGACCUUAUAUUCUUCAUUAUUAUCUCGUUGAUGAUACCGUGGAAGUUCGUGAAAUCCAUACUGCUAACGACGGAAGAGAUCCAUUUCCAGUUCUUAUUCAAAGACAAAAACUCCCAAAAAACAGGAAGGCGACAAAAUCGUCAUUCCCACGAGCCGUCCUGGAGAUAACAGAAAAUGAAAUAAGCGAUUGGUUUAGACCUUCUGACUUAAUGGUUGGACGAACGGUAACAAUGCUCGGUCGUAGAUUCCUUCUUUAUGAUUGUGAUCAGUUUACUAAAGAAUAUUAUGCUGAAAAAUUCGGAGUCUCUGACUUUACCUCUGUCAACGUUGCUGAGCGGAAAGGGGAAUCUCCGAAACACGUAAUUCCUCCAUAUAAUGGAUUCGGUUCCCUAGAUGAUUCGCUACAAUCAUGUUUAUCUUUAAUUCCACAACCCCCAAAGAAAGAUUUUAUUCGUAUGUUAGAAAAUGGCAAUAAAGUCCUGCGAUAUUCGGCCAUCAUGGAAUCUGUUCGACCAGAGGAUAAAGAUCGUAAAUUUAUAAUCAUCUAUCGUCUCGCAGAUGACAUGAUAACCAUCUAUGAACCGCCUGUACGCAACGCAGGUAUACUUUGCGGUAAGUUUUUACAACGUACCCGUGUACAAAAACCGGGCACCCCCACAGAUAACCCGGAGUUUUACUCGCCGGGAGAUUUUUACAUCGGUGCCAAGAUCCACGUGUUUAAGCACCGUUUCAUCAUCACGGAUGCGGACGAGUACGUUCUGAAGUAUUUGGAAGCAAAUUCUGAUGAAUUUCCUAAGGAAACCAUUCUUUCAUUACGACAAAAACUUGGUAAAUCCUUCAAUAUGUCACAAGAAAAUGAUGAUGGAAACAAUGGAAACCAGGAAAAACCAGAGGGAAUUAAAACAGAGUAUCAAAGGAGGUUUUGAAUUAUUCAUGUUACUUUGAUGCUAAGAAUUCAUAAAUGGCAACACUGUCCCAGGAGAUCAACAGUUAAAUGUUUGGUAUAAUUGUGUUUCAACUACAUCAAUUUGAAUAACAUAAAUACAUAAAUAUAUUGACCUUUCAUUAUUCUUUGACAAAAAAGCAAUUCUUCACGGUGGUCUUAAUUUCAUUGUUGACCUAAGGCCAGAUGUUUUAAUGUUGCAUGAUUUCAGUGAAAUCAUUUCAAGUUAGAAUGACAUCUUCAGGAGGGGGUUGAUUGAAAAUCAAGUUGAAAUGAUAUUUUCUUUUUCUGUAUUCUUCUUCAUGAACUGUGACAGAAUUUCUCUCACUUUCACUUUGCUUGUUUCAAAAACCAAGCUAUCUUUGUCAGCUACAGAAAAUAUCCUACGUCAAACUAGUUUCUUUAACACAAAAACAAGUUUCAUAUUUGUGGAAUUUACUCAAGAAAGAAUGAAAGAUAACUUUUACUUACCAAAAUGAAUUUCAAUUUUUGGUUCAACCUUUUUACUUAUUUCUGACUGAAUGAGGCAUUUUGGAUUAGAGGCUCUUACUGCUUGCGUGUCAACUAUUCGCAGAAAUUCUCUGUAGUUUAAAAAUAAUUGAAAAUGUUAGUACUGAAGCUAUUGACCUAUUGCAUUAUUUGUAUAGUGCAUUAAAAUAUUAUUCAAUGAGAAA
Messenger RNA from Xenia sp. Carnegie-2017, 2525 nucleotides. Its product is annotated as EF-hand domain-containing protein 1-like. The coding region runs from base 149 to 1834 and encodes 561 amino acids. Gene Ontology annotation, cellular component: mitotic spindle; axoneme. The record is from RefSeq and is a predicted model, not a curated record. NCBI's taxonomy places the organism in Eukaryota, Metazoa, Cnidaria, Anthozoa, Malacalcyonacea, Xeniidae. Gene Ontology annotation, biological process: cilium-dependent cell motility; mitotic cytokinesis; mitotic spindle organization. Gene Ontology annotation, molecular function: alpha-tubulin binding. The transcript has 9 exons.